GUAGAUCGUAAGAUCGUAGCUAGAUUUAUCUUAUUUACUACUACGCGCACACGGUUUACAUAUAAAGUGUGUAAAAAUCAAAGUGGUUUUCAAAGUUCGUUUCAAUUUUGUAAAUGAUGGAUCUGAAUUUGGAAAAACUCAAGGAACUGAGAAAUACCAUGAAACCGAUUCCAUUACCAGAGUAUGAAGGGGUACGAUUUCCAGCUUUCAAUGUAAUCAGAGAAAAGGGGAUAGAGAAAGCUAUACAAGACAUAACGGAAAUUCAGUCUAGAAAAUCAGAUAUUAUGAUCUGCACAUAUCCAAAAUCAGGAACGCAUUGGGUUUACGAAGUUACCAAUAUGUUAAUAAGAAACAAAACAGAUCUGGAUACCGUUACCAAAGUUUCGACGAUGUUAGAAGUUAUUCCCGAUCUCUCAGUCUUAGAUGCACUGCCAUCACCAAGGUUACUUAAUACUCAUUACUCAUUUAAAUAUCUACCAAUGCAGCAUAUCGAAAAUAGAUGCAAGAUUAUUCAUAUGAUUAGAAACCCGAAAGAUGUCUGUGUCUCGUUUUAUUAUCACGCAAAGAGUGACACCUUUCUGGACUUUACUGGAACCUGGGAUGAUUUUUUCGAAAUGUGGAUGUCAGACAAAUGUCCAAAUGGAUCAUGGUACAAUUAUGAGAAAGAAAUGGAACAAGCAGAGAAAGAUUUUCCCGGCAUGAUAUUUAAUUGCUAUUUCGAAGAAAUGAAAAAGGAUAAUACAGGAGAGAUACAGCGAUUGGCUAACUUCUUAGGAAUACCGUGCACCGAAAAGAUAAUAGAAAAUAUUGCUGAAACAACAUCCUUUAAUCAUAUGCAGAAAAAUAAACUAGAUAUGACGGAAGUAAUUUCUGGAAAAGGCUUCAUAUAUAGAAAGGGGGAAAUAGGAGACUGGAAAAACCAUUUUACAGUAGCACAAAAUGAGCGGUUUGAUGUGCAAUAUACAGAAAGAUUUAAGGACAGUUCAUACAAACUUUCUUUUGAACAAAUAAAAGAAACCUGAAUUCUUCAAAGUGAUGGAAAAAAGAUGAAAUAAUAAUAUGACAAUGACUGUUUCCAAAGAAUUAAUUUUACAUAUAUAUUUUAUAUAUAUAUAUAUAGCAAUAAAUUUACAGCAUUAAGAAA
Mytilus californianus (California mussel) is the source of this 1144-nucleotide messenger RNA. Its product is annotated as sulfotransferase 1B1-like. The record is from RefSeq and is a predicted model, not a curated record. Gene Ontology annotation, molecular function: sulfotransferase activity. Gene Ontology annotation, cellular component: cytoplasm. Bases 114 to 1022 code for a protein of 302 amino acids. Gene Ontology annotation, biological process: sulfation. NCBI's taxonomy places the organism in Eukaryota, Metazoa, Mollusca, Bivalvia, Mytilida, Mytilidae. The transcript has 7 exons.